GAGCCCGCGGGCGCGCGUGCACGGCGCGGCGUGCGCAUUCACGCGGGAGAAGAGCACACGGGCCGGUGUCGAGCAGCAGCGAGAAGGAUGGAGGUCCGACCUGACAGGUUCAAGGCGGUGGCGGCCAAAACUUUGGGCAGGAUUAACAGGUUGAUUGACAAGCAGCAGCCUAAUGGAGAAACCAUCGAGCUGUCAGCGGAGGGCCGCCCAGAGCUGGUGCAGGAGAAGGAGCUGCCCGUGGUGGAUUGUACAUGCUUUGGCUUGCCCAGGCGUUACAUCAUCGCCAUCCUGUCUGGCCUAGGCUUCUGCAUCUCCUUUGGCAUCCGCUGCAACCUGGGCGUGGCCAUUGUGAGCAUGGUCAACGACCACACUGUCUACAAAGGAAACAAGGAAGUGCUGGUGGCUGCACAGUUCACUUGGGACCCGGAGACAGUGGGUAUGAUCCACGGCUCCUUCUUCUGGGGCUACAUUGUCACACAGAUCCCAGGAGGUUUUAUAUGUCAAAAAUUUGCAGCCAACAGAGUGUUUGGCUUUGCCAUCGUAGCCACGUCCACCCUGAACAUGUUGAUCCCAUCUGCUGCCCGCUGCCAUUACAGCUGCGUCAUACUGGUCAGAAUAUGUCAAGGCCUUGUUGAGGGUGUGUCAUACCCUGCCUGCCAUGGGAUUUGGGCCAAAUGGGCUCCUCCACUGGAGAGAAGUCGAUUAGCCACAACGGCCUUUUGUGGGUCAUAUGCAGGGGCAGUGGUGGCCAUGCCUUUAGCUGGGAUACUGGUGCAAUACACUGGGUGGCCUUCUGUCUUCUAUGUCUAUGGCACCUUUGGGAUAUUCUGGUACAUGUUCUGGGUCCUGGUGUCCUACGAGAGUCCAGCUGCCCAUCCCACCAUCACCCCAGAGGAGAGGAAGUACAUUGAAGAUGCAAUCGGGGAUUCUGCGUCAUUUCUCAACCCUCUGCAGAAAUUCAAGACCCCAUGGAGGCACUUCUUCACCUCCAUGCCAGUCUAUGCCAUCAUUGUGGCCAACUUCUGCAGGAGUUGGACUUUCUACCUGCUGCUCAUCAGCCAGCCGGCUUACUUUGAAGAAGUGUUCGGCUUUGAGAUCAGCAAGGUGGGCAUGGUGUCAGCUUUGCCGCAUUUAGUGAUGACCAUCAUUGUUCCUAUAGGAGGACAAUUGGCCGACUACCUCAGGACACACAACCUAAUGACCACCACCAACGUCAGGAAGCUCAUGAAUUGUGGAGGGUUUGGGAUGGAGGCCACCCUCCUGCUGGUGGUGGGAUAUUCGCACACUAAAGGCGUGGCCAUCUCCUUCCUGGUCCUCGCCGUCGGCUUCAGCGGCUUCGCUAUCUCAGGUUUUAAUGUCAACCACCUGGACAUCGCCCCGCGUUACGCCAGCAUACUGAUGGGCAUCUCAAACGGGGUGGGGACAUUGUCAGGAAUGGUGUGUCCUCUCAUCGUGGGCGCCAUGACUAAACAUAAGACACGUGAUGAGUGGCAGUACGUCUUCCUUAUAGCGUCCUUGGUUCAUUAUGGAGGAGUCAUUUUCUACGGACUCUUUGCAUCGGGGGAAAAGCAGGCGUGGGCCGACAUCGAGGACACCAGCGAGGAGAAGUGCGGCAUCAUCGACGAAGACGAGCUGGCCAACGAGACGGAGGACCUCUACCGUGGCGGCGGUGGCCAGUACGGCGCCAUGAGCCAACAGGCGGUCGGUACAAACGGCGGCGGAGGAGGCGGCCCUGGAUGGGUUUCGGACUGGGAUAAGUCAGAGGAGUACGUGCAGCCGCCUGGGUACAACUCAUACACGAGCAGGGGCGUCGAGGAGAAGAAGCUGACGUAGGGAAAAAAACUGAUGCAACAAAUAUUAAUCAAGGAGGGAGGUUGUAAGUCACUGCAAAACAGGAAGAACUUGCUGUGUGCGUUUGCACAAUGACAAAAGUAUCCUUUUUCUGUGUGCGUGUGUGUGAGUGUGUGUGGCUACAUUUGUGUACGUCAGUGCUAAACAAAAUACAUCAACACGUACACUAUUUAUUUGCUCAUCUCAUCGCCCACGCCUCCUUUUUGGAGCUUGGCUCGCUAUGAUUGGUCCAUUUCCAUGACAUCACAGAAGAGGAAGUACAGCAACACCUUUCUCUUACACUGUUCCCAUUGUGUUGUAUUUCAUAUUGUAACAUGUUUUUAUUUUUAGUGUUAGGGAAUCUACUUAAAUCACGGGUGUCCAAACAUUUUCUGCAAAGGGCCAUUUUGUUAUUUUUCAUUUGCAAAGCCAAUAAGUUAUUGGGAUUUUUAAGCAGUAUUUUUUAACCAUAACCACCGUUAAUGGGCUGCCAAAAAAUGUUCUCAGGUGUGGUCUGUGUAGGCCACAGCUUUGCUCAGUUGUAGUACACUUUUCCACCACCUGUGGUAGUCAUGAUAAUCUCAAACAAACAGAAGAGGUCUGGAGCUAAAGUGAGAGAAGCUUCUUAGGUGCAAUAUUCAUGACUAAAGUGGUGAAGAUGUAUUUUCAUUUGCACUUUAAUUUUAUUGAUAGUUCAGUUAAGAAACAUAAUAAUUUUGUUUAUUCAUUUUAGCGCAACAUAAUUGAAAGUAAAUGUAUUUUUCGGCAGUUAUUUAUGAGUCCCUUUUUAUGCAGUAUAUUGGGUUAGUACUUAAUUGUCUAAUCAGCCUGACCUCAGCCUAAGGUUUAUGUGUUAAAUAAGUAAUACUCUUUGGGAUUAGUACAUGGUUUCAUGUCAUUUGACAAGGUUGCAAACUGUAAGUAGGUUAGAUAUAAUUAUUGAAUACCAUUAAAAUCAAGAGUAAGAUUACUAAUUCAAUGUUAAUUUUUGAGUUUUCCACUCUGCAGUGGAAAAGUUGGACCCCGAGGUUAAGAACACCUCUAUUAAAUAGGAAAGAAAACAACUGCAUGUGUUUUUUUGUUUCUAUUAGGGGUGUUUGAUAAUUCAAUAUCCAAUAAUGUUAAAAAGAAAAUAAAUAAAAUUGUAAAUGUUCAAAUGAGGGCAGAUUACCCAUACUGUGGUGCAGGUGGGUUAGGGUGAGCUUGUAUUGUAAACUUCUCCUGAGCUCAUAUAAAACAAACGUAACAUCGAUCACUAUGAGACUUUGUCGCGGUUUCUGAGGAAGAAGACAUUUCGAGUGUUAUUUGCACCAAAUAAAAAAUGUUAGCUAGCGUAAUAAGACGCCUGCUGCGAAAAAGAAGCUGUCCCAAAGACAGGUGCAAUCAAAGUACUGCCAAAUCUAAAUAAAAAAAAAUAAAUUAAGUUCAGUGUCGGUCUUGAGAAGCAAGUUUUUAGUGUCAACAUUUCAGCUUUUUCUCACUACUUUACACCUAUUUGCUCUUUUAUCCCACUUUUUAUGUUUUUUUGUCUACUCUUUUUAGAAUGUGUGGCGGCCUGCUAAAUUUUUUUGCUGCACUUUGGACACCCCUGACUUAAAUGCAAAAAUGUUACGAUAAACAAUCAUCAAGGGGUAAAAAAGGUGCUUGCUAAAUUUUUUUGCUGCACUUUGGACACCCCUGACUUGAAUGCAAAAAUGUUACGAUAAACAAUCAUCAAGGGGUAAAAAAGGUGCUUAUUUGUUGCACUAUGACAAGCCUCCUUUCAUGUGCAUAUUUGACACAUGCUGGAGCUUGUGCACAAACAUGCCUACAUGACACUGACCCGAGUCUGACCUAACUGGGUCAUACCCAUCUAGGCUCAUGGGUCACAAGGCAAAGUAUCCCGACUAAAUCAUCCGACACUCGGGCCGGGAUGUCAGGUAGAGGAUGGCCAAAACACGGUGUGUGUUUUUCCUUUUUCUGUCCUCACUGCUUUGUUUUCCUCCAUCAAAGCAGUUCUUUCUAGUACCCAAACAAAGGGAGGGGGGACAUUCGAAUUCAGUGUGUGAGGUUGUCUAUGUGUGUGUGAUAGUGACUGUGCUGUUGUGUCGGUUGGGUACAGGUGCUGAAACCUUGUGCAGUGAGCAUGUUGUAAUGAGCACAGCAGUGCACCCCCACCUCCUUUCCUGUACUCCUUUAACACAAGGUGGUCUCACUCAAAUGCACCACGCGUGCAGGGAGAGUGGCGGCACACUGUAUUUGGCACACUUAAUGAAACAUAUCUUUUAUUUUAUUUUUAUUUAUUUUUUAAAGUGUGGGGUUUUUUGUAUACCCCCUUUAAAGCAGUGAUGCAUUGGCAGCUGGGUAAUGGAGUCGAGGGGAGCUCUGUGCACCAGCAUAUAGACAGAGCCAAGAGACUCAAGACAGGAAGGAUACAAAAACACUGCAUGCACUCACAAGUCGCAAUAAUGCACAGGCAUCGCUUCAAAGUUAAAGGUGAUUUGAUCUCAUUCUCUGGGGAGCAAAAUACACUGCAGGAAUGUUUUUUUUUUAAAAUUAUUUAUUUAUUUAAUUUCUAAAGUUAAAUGUUAUAACAAUAUGAAUGAUAAUUCUGUGAAAACUUUUCAGUUGUCAAUGUUGUAUUUGUGUAUUUUUAAUGGACUUUCUUUUUUGACUCAUAGUUUAUUCCAUUGCCGUCUUCCUUGCUCCUAAUGAGAUGUGUUAAAACUUAAUGGGAAAUUAGUGAAAAUAUUUUAAGAUUGCAAAAAAAAAUGUGUACAAAGGAUGUAAAUGUGAAAUAUCCUGGUGUAUAAUAAAAUUUAGGCAGCAAUUUAAA
Molecule: messenger RNA, 4645 nt
Organism: Entelurus aequoreus (snake pipefish)
Lineage: Eukaryota; Metazoa; Chordata; Actinopteri; Syngnathiformes; Syngnathidae
Gene: slc17a7a
Product: solute carrier family 17 member 7a
Exons: 13
Coding region: 88-1833 (581 amino acids)
Biological process (GO): transmembrane transport; neurotransmitter loading into synaptic vesicle; synaptic transmission, glutamatergic
Cellular component (GO): excitatory synapse; synaptic vesicle membrane
Molecular function (GO): neurotransmitter transmembrane transporter activity; L-glutamate transmembrane transporter activity
Source: RefSeq, a predicted model, not a curated record